This is a messenger RNA of Neltuma alba, 2495 nucleotides long. Its product is annotated as F-box/LRR-repeat MAX2 homolog A. The transcript has a single exon. Lineage: Eukaryota; Viridiplantae; Streptophyta; Magnoliopsida; Fabales; Fabaceae. The record is from RefSeq and is a predicted model, not a curated record. Gene Ontology annotation, molecular function: protein binding. Gene Ontology annotation, cellular component: SCF ubiquitin ligase complex; nucleus. Bases 124 to 2268 code for a protein of 714 amino acids. Gene Ontology annotation, biological process: SCF-dependent proteasomal ubiquitin-dependent protein catabolic process.
CGUGGGUCUCCAUACUUCUCCCACCCACCUUCACGCCCCUUCUCUUUUCAUUUAAUACCAAUCCUAUCCUCCUCCUUUUUACUUCUCUUGACUCUGUCUCUCUCUCUAAAUAUCUCGCCGGCGAUGGCCGGGACUAACGCCACCUGCCUCUCUCACCUUCCCGAUGAGAUCCUCACCAACGUAUUUGCUGCCGUAUCCGACACUCGCACUCGCAACGCCCUCUCCCUCGUCUGCCGGAGCUUCCGCCGUCUCGAGAGGAGGACUCGCACCUCCCUCACGCUCCGCGGCAACGCGCGUGACCUUCAUUUCAUCCCUAACUGCUUCAGCUACGUCACCGACCUCGACCUCUCUCUCCUUUCUCCUUGGGGCCACGGUCUCUUCUCCAUCUCCUCUUACUCCGAUCCGGGUCUCCUCGCCCACCGCCUUCGCAACGCUUUCCCGGACGUCACUUCACUCACCGUCUACGUUCGCUCUGCCACCACGCUCCAGCUCUUGCUUCUUGUUCCCUGGCCAGAAUUGCGCCACGUCAAGCUCGUCCGGUGGCAUCAACGGCCGUCGUCGGCGCCCGGGUCCGAUUUCGCCGUAUUGUUCGAGAAAUGCAAAUCACUGUGGUCUCUGGACCUAUCCAGCUUCUACCACUGGACAGAGGAUCUCCCUCCGGUUCUGACGGCUAAUCCGGUUACGGCCGCCUCGCUAAAGAGGCUGAAUCUGCUGACGACGUCGUUUUCUGAGGGAUACAAGUCUCAUGAUAUCCAGUCCAUCACUGCGGUUUGCUCGAACCUUGAGCACCUUCUGAUAGCUUGUACCUUCGAUCCAAGGUACCUUGGGUAUGUUGGAGAUGAAGCUCUGUUAGCAGUAGCUUCGAAUUGCCCCAAGCUAUCGCUUCUUCAUCUUGUCGAUACAUCGUCGUUGGCUAACCGGAGGGGCAAUCCUCUCGACGAAGGGUAUACUGCGGAGGAUGCUAGGAUUAGCCGUACAGCACUAAUUCAGCUGUUUUCCGGGCUUCCUUUGCUUGAAGAGCUGGUGCUAGAUAUUUGUAAGAAUGUGAGAGACAGUAGCUUUGCCUUGGAAGUGCUGAAUUCCAAAUGCCCCAAGUUGAAGGUACUCAAGUUAGGCCAAUUUCACGGGAUUUGCUUGGCCAUUGGGUCACAGCUCGAUGGGAUUGCCCUUUGUCAAGGACUUGAAUCUUUGUCGAUUAAGAAUUGCGCAGACUUGACGGACAUGGGUUUGAUAGAGAUUGCCAGAGGCUGCACAAGAUUGGUCAAGUUUGAAGUACAGGGAUGCCAGCAUAUAACGGAGAAAGGGCUCAGGACGAUGGCUUGCCUACUCCGCAAGACUCUGAUUGAUGUUAAGAUUUCUUGCUGCUUGAAUCUUGAUACCGCUGCAUCUCUGAGAGCCAUAGAGCCAAUUCGUGAUCGGAUCGAGCGGCUUCACGUGGAUUGUGUAUGGAAUGACUUGAAAGCAACUGAUAACCUGGGGAAAACCAUACUUGCUUUCGACCUCAAUGGGUAUGAUGAUCCGUGCUCUUCAACCGCUCAGGUUGCUGAAGAAUUCGGGGAUUACUUUGGGAGCAGUGAUGAUUUAGAAACAAGCAAAAGCAAGAGGCAGAGAUGCGAUUAUUCGAUGGAGGACAAUUGGAGCAAUGGUAACGGUUAUUGGUGCAACAGCUGGGACAGGUUGAAAUACCUUUCUCUUUGGAUAGGAGUCGGGGAGCUGUUGACUCCACUGCCAAUGGCAGGGCUGGAAGAGUGCCCCAGCCUUGAAGAGAUUCGUAUCAGGGUUGAAGGAGAUUGCCGAGAUCGGCCGAAACUGACCGAACGUGAAUUUGGGCUGAGCAUUCUCACAUGUUAUCCUCAGCUCACAAAGAUGCAGUUAGAUUGUGGGGAGACAAGAGGUUAUGCUCUCACAGCACCUUCAGGGCAGGUGGAUUUGAGCCUAUGGGAGAGGUUCUUCCUCAAUGGUAUAGGCACUUUGACACUUGAGGAACUUGAUUACUGGCCACCUCAAGAUGAAGAUGUCAACCAAAGGAGCCUGUCUCUUCCGGCUGCUGGCUUGCUCCGAGAAUGUGACACUCUGAGGAAACUCUUCAUUCACGGAACAACCCAUGAGCAUUUCAUGAAUUUCUUCCUCAAGAUAAGCAACCUGAGGGAUGUGCAGCUGAGGGAGGAUUAUUAUCCAGCCCCAGAGAAUGACAUGAGCACAGAGAUGAGAGUGGCUUCUUGCAGCCGCUUUGAAGAUGCUUUGAAUAGGCGUCCAAUCUAUGAUUGAUCCAAAUUAUGCUUGGAAGCAAGGAUGAGGAACAAAAGAUUCUAGUCAAGGUUGUGUGUGUAAUGUGCAGUUCAUCAUAAGUACCAUUCUCUUUACAAUUCUAUCAGUAACAAUGCGAGGUUCUGGUCCAAAUUUUGUCAUGAAUAUAGCAAUACAUGCCAAUACAAGAAUUAGGUAUGUUCGUUUAAGUGGACAGGAAAUAUGCAGGCAAAAGAUACAAAAUUCAA